Molecule: messenger RNA, 321 nt
Organism: Schistosoma guineensis
Lineage: Eukaryota; Metazoa; Platyhelminthes; Trematoda; Strigeidida; Schistosomatidae
Source: the annotation of a GenBank genome assembly
AUGUUCAUGCCCAAUGAAAUGCCUGUAAACAUGCCAAUAAUGUCCAACAAUGAAGGCAUGAAUGACUAUCAACUACAGAAUAUCGUCUCAACAUUACAGUCUCUUUUGCAAAACUACAUCCAGUGCAAGAUGGGUGGAGGACAAGAACCUUAUGCAUAUUCAGAAUAUAAUCAACUUGGAAGUUCAAGACCAUUAUACUAUGAACCGGUCACAGAUUAUCCAAUGUAUCCGAUGAACUACCAGAACACAUAUCAACCGUAUGAUUUCCCUGAAUCGAUCGGCUCAACUGACAGUCCAUCAAUGUAUUAUCCACAACAGUGA